GGCUCGUGGACCGAAAAAGCAUUUGAAGCGUCUUAACGCGCCUAAAGCAUGGAUGUUAGAUAAACUUGGGGGUGUAUAUGCUCCACGUCCAUCUACGGGACCUCAUAAAUUAAGAGAAUCUCUUCCUCUUGUUAUUUUUCUUCGCAAUAGGUUGAAAUAUGCGUUGACUAAUUGUGAAGUAACAAAAAUUGUAAUGCAACGUCUGAUUAAAGUUGAUGGCAAGGUUAGAACUGACCCCAACUAUCCUGCAGGUUUCAUGGAUGUUAUUACCAUUAAUAAGACUGGUGAAUAUUUUCGAUUGAUUUAUGACGUUAAGGGACGAUUUACCACCCAUAGAAUUACAGCAGAAGAGGCCAAGUACAAAUUGUGUAAGGUAAAACGUGUUCAAACUGGACCGAAAGGUAUUCCAUUCCUGGUAACGCACGAUGGAAGAACUAUUCGUUAUCCAGAUCCUUUAAUUAAAGUUAAUGACACCAUUCAUUUAGAUAUAGCAACAGGCAAAAUCUUGGAUUCUAUUCGAUUUGAUUCAGGUAAUCUCUGUAUGAUUACCGGUGGAAGAAAUUUAGGACGUGUAGGCACAGUUGUUAGCCGCGAGCGUCAUCCCGGUUCCUUUGAUAUUUGCCACAUUAAAGACUCACAAGGGCAUACUUUUGCCACAAGGUUGAACAACGUUUUUAUCAUUGGCAAGGGUACAAAGCCGUAUAUUAGCUUGCCAAGAGAUAAAGGUGUUAAGCUUUCGAUUGCUGAAGAGCGCGACAAGAGGUUAGCAGCAAAGGGGGUGAAUUAAUGUACAUUUGCAAGAAAAUAUUCAAUAAACCGAGAAUUUCUUGGUGAAUA
Messenger RNA from Bombus pascuorum, 837 nucleotides. RefSeq names its product small ribosomal subunit protein eS4 (gene RpS4). Gene Ontology annotation, molecular function: structural constituent of ribosome; RNA binding. The transcript is spliced from 5 exons. Gene Ontology annotation, cellular component: ribosome; cytosolic small ribosomal subunit. The coding region runs from base 53 to 787 and encodes 244 amino acids. The record is from RefSeq and is a predicted model, not a curated record. Gene Ontology annotation, biological process: translation. NCBI's taxonomy places the organism in Eukaryota, Metazoa, Arthropoda, Insecta, Hymenoptera, Apidae.